GCCGCCGGGAUGCGGAGCCGCCAGUACUCCAGUCGGGAUUCGUUGUCUUGUCAGGCAUUGCGCGGGGUCAGCGUGGGGUCGACAGGCCAGUAACGCGGCGGUCGCGACUCCUAGACCUGAGUGGGUGCAGGGCAGGAUGUACACGUUGCUGUCGGGGCUGUACAAGUACAUGUUCCAGAAGGAUGAGUACUGCAUACUGAUCCUGGGCCUGGACAAUGCUGGAAAGACGACCUUCCUGGAACAGUCAAAAACACGGUUUAACAAGAACUACAAGGGAAUGAGUCUGUCCAAAAUCACCACCACCGUGGGUCUUAACAUUGGCACUGUGGAUGUGGGAAAGGCUCGCCUCAUGUUCUGGGACUUAGGUGGGCAAGAAGAGCUGCAGUCUUUGUGGGACAAGUACUAUGCAGAAUGCCAUGGCGUCAUCUAUGUCAUUGAUUCCACUGAUGAGGAGAGACUGUCAGAAUCAAAAGAGGCAUUUGAGAAAGUGGUUUCAAGUGAAGCGCUGGAUGGUGUCCCCAUCCUGGUGUUGGCCAACAAGCAGGAUGUGGAGACCUGCCUCGCCAUUCCUGACAUCAAGACUGCAUUCAGUGACUGUACCUGCAAGAUUGGCCGGCGAGACUGCCUGACUCAGGCCUGCUCUGCUCUAACAGGCAAAGGAGUGCGAGAGGGCAUCGAAUGGAUGGUGAAGUGUGUUGUACGGAAUGUCCACCGGCCCCCACGGCAGAGGGACAUCACAUAAGCACCUCCAACUUCGCUGUCUUGGACGGUUCAUCCCCUAGUGCUGGAAGAAUGUGCUCCCUGCUGGCUUCUAUGCCACCAAUCCUGGGGGUUGAGCUGGCAUCAUCUUUGAUUUGAUUUAUGUUUUCUCUAAGACAAACUUUCCCGUCUGGAAAAGCACAGGCAUCUAGAGGCUUGUGCUGAGAGAUAGGGGGCAUGCAGGCCAUCCCAGCUCUACAUGCCCCCCCCCCCAUCUAGGCCCUGCCUGAUGCCCCCAGGGUCUGGAACCCUCCCAGCCUAGAGAAUAAGGAGGGUUGGGGUGAGACCACCCUCAGGCUUGCUUGCCUAGCCCAUUCCAAAGUGAAAUCUGAGGGUAGCCUGGUUGAACUGCUUUUGUCAGUUGCCUUGUCCAGCUUGCCUACUGAGGAGAUUGGGGUGGCCAAGGCUGAUCUUCCUGGAGGUAGUCUAAUGCCAGGCUUACUUGGAGGAAUAUCCAUAUCCCAGAGGCCAGCAUUGCCCCUGUUUUUCUGUGUGGGUAGGGAGGGGUGACAGGAUCUUUCUGUAUAGCCCAGGCUAACCUGGAACCCUCUGCUCCUGCCCUCUAUCUGCUAAAAUUACAGGCAUGGGACAUGA
This is a messenger RNA of Nannospalax galili (Upper Galilee mountains blind mole rat), 1353 nucleotides long. It is a transcript of the gene Arfrp1, whose product is annotated as ADP ribosylation factor related protein 1. Gene Ontology annotation, biological process: Golgi to plasma membrane protein transport; intracellular protein transport; protein localization to organelle. The transcript is spliced from 8 exons. Gene Ontology annotation, cellular component: Golgi apparatus. The record is from RefSeq and is a predicted model, not a curated record. Gene Ontology annotation, molecular function: GTP binding; GTPase activity. NCBI's taxonomy places the organism in Eukaryota, Metazoa, Chordata, Mammalia, Rodentia, Spalacidae. The coding region runs from base 137 to 742 and encodes 201 amino acids.